CGCAACAUCCGACUCUCUAUUGGGUAUUACAUCAAGGAAGAACAAGUUCUACGAUGGAUCAAGACAACGAUAUCAAUGCUUCAAACAGCAGUUACGGACAGAAUGCGAAGUUAACCUUGGAUGUUGCCUCAGACUGUAUCCCUUGGCUUGUAGUAUCCAUCACUGAGUGCCUGGCCAUAUUCAUCUGCAAUUUGAUCACCGUUAUCGUAUUCGUAAAGCAACGCCAGCUACAGCGACGGAGCACCUACCUGAUCAUCCUUCUCAGCAUAGUUGAUCUGUUAUUUGGUGCCGUUUCCGGUCCUGUGAUUAUCUGCGACCUAUUGGGGUUUUAUUGUGAUUUCUGGAAGUACAACACUGAAAUCUUUCCAUUGGCUAACCUUUUUCCAGUAACUUCUAUUGUCAAUCUCGCAGUCAUUUCUUUAGAAAGACUGCAUGCCACAUUCUCUCCAUUCAACCAUCGUUUUAUCAAGAAAUGGGUUUACGGAGUAGUAAUUGGUGCUGUCUGGCUAAUCACGUCAACGAGGGAGACUAUUCAAGUUUUAUUAUAUAAAGAAGAGCGUAUUAUUUCUCCUGUCGCCAUUGCUUUCUCACCAUACACAUAUUGGUCAGUUUCUCUUUUAGUCAUCUGUAUUUGUUACAUUUCAAUUUUUAUCAAAGUUCGAUACAGCUCAAAUCCUCAACGCCACGGUGCAAUCAACAGGGAAAGAAAGUUGACAGCUACCUUACUUUGGAUUACACUUGCAUCGUUAUUGACAUGGUUGCCAUAUAUAGUUUUUAGCUUAAAUACGACCACCCUCAACUUGAGGUCUGUCUUUCAUAUUUCGAUGACACUGGCGGCACUUGUUGGUGCCAAUUCCUUGUUAAAUCCAAUAGUGUACGCCCUUAGGAUGCCUGAUUUUCGAGAAGGAAUACGUCGAAUAUUCCGAAGGACUCAGAGGCGAAUCGCUCCAGUAAGUUUACCGCGUCAAAAUUUUCUACAGGCGAGUAGACUAUACUAG
Messenger RNA from Stylophora pistillata, 998 nucleotides. RefSeq names its product histamine H2 receptor-like. Gene Ontology annotation, cellular component: plasma membrane. Gene Ontology annotation, biological process: G protein-coupled receptor signaling pathway. The record is from RefSeq and is a predicted model, not a curated record. NCBI's taxonomy places the organism in Eukaryota, Metazoa, Cnidaria, Anthozoa, Scleractinia, Pocilloporidae. Gene Ontology annotation, molecular function: G protein-coupled receptor activity.